This is a messenger RNA of Drosophila mojavensis, 1189 nucleotides long. It is a transcript of the gene Pef, whose product is annotated as peflin. NCBI's taxonomy places the organism in Eukaryota, Metazoa, Arthropoda, Insecta, Diptera, Drosophilidae. The transcript is spliced from 4 exons. The record is from RefSeq and is a predicted model, not a curated record. Gene Ontology annotation, biological process: COPII vesicle coat assembly. Gene Ontology annotation, molecular function: calcium ion binding. Bases 101 to 700 code for a protein of 199 amino acids.
GUAUAUAUAUCGCACAUGUAUUUACAGCUGUGCUUUCUCUAUCGUGUUUUGUACUUCUGGUCUAACUAAUUAACAUCAAAGUCGAAUUCCAUCAAGUAAAAUGUCCUACGGCGGUGGUUACAAUCCUUAUGGACAGCAAGGUGGUGGCUAUGCUGCCCCUCCAGGAGCCUUUCCACCCCAAAACGCACAAGUUUCACCACAAGCUCAUCAAUGGUUUGCCAUGGUGGACAGGGAUCGUUCUGGUCAUAUUAAUUCCACAGAAUUAAAGGCAGCUUUGAUCAAUGGGCGUGGCCAAAAUUUCUCGGACAACGCAUGCAAACUGAUGAUAAGCAUGUUCGAUAACGACGCUUCUGGCACCAUCGACGUCUAUGAAUUCGAGAAGCUCUACAACUACAUAAAUCAAUGGCUGCAGGUGUUUAAGACCUACGAUAAGGAUGGCUCCGGUCACAUUGAAGAGAGCGAACUGACGCAAGCAUUCACACAAAUGGGCUUUCGCUUUACGCCGGAAUUUAUAAACUUCCUGGUGAAGAAAAGUGAUCCACAGAAUCAUAAAGAGGUGUCUGUGGAUCAGUUCAUAGUACUCUGCGUGCAGAUACAGCGCUUUACGGAGGCCUUCAGACAACGUGAUACCCAGCAGAAUGGAACAAUUACCAUUGGCUUUGAGGAUUUCCUGAGCGUCGCCAUUGGCUGUUCUUAUUAAAGAUGACUUGAACUAUUUGAAACUCUUAUGACCACUCUUGCACACACGCACUCUCAGAGCCUUUUGAAGAUAACUAAAUAUUCCGUUUACCUUUGGUGCAUUUGGUUUAAAAUCUAUCGUUAAUUCCCCCCGCUCGCCAAUCACAUCGUAAUCUCUGACACAUCGAGUAUUGUUAAUGCAGUUAUAAAGUACAAAACAGCAUAUUAAAAUCAAAUAUAUAUUUAUAGUUGUAAAAGCAAAAAAUGAUCGUAUUUUAUUCAAAGUGUGAGAAUAUAUAUAUGUGUAUGUGUAUACAGAUUAAUGAUAAUACAUGUCUUAGCAGAUUUUCUCUUCUCUUUUUCUGACAGUUUGACUGCCAACAAAUUCUUUAAAAAUGUCUUCAUGGAGAAAUUUCAAUCCAUUCGUUGGAAAAUUUUUUAUCAUAAUAUUUCUACUCAAAAUGGCAGUUAAAAUAUAUAUAUGCAUAUUUAAAAGUUUAUAAAAAUACAU